UGCUGGAAUCUAGUCACAUGACUUUCCUGCCACAGCAGUAAAUAGCAGUCGAGCUAGCGGCUAAUGGUAGCAAGCUUCCCUCACUGACAGGGGAAUAGACAUGUUUUGUCAUCUGCUUUUCCCUGGAGAUACAUAACGGUCUGAGGUUUGCAUGCACCUUCUCUUUGGGACUUUUACCUCUACCUUACAGUUGAAUUUAAACGUCUUGUGUACCACGCCUGCCACGACUUAGCUUAGCUAGCUAGGCUACUUCGGCAUCAGGAAGAGGCUCUACUGCCGGAGACUAUGCAAGGGGAUACCGCUGCUCCUCGGACGACCGACCCGGAGGGCAAGCUGGAUGUAUUCCCCCAGAUCAGGACCCCGAGCUCUGGCAGAGCGAGUGCGAAAAGCUGGCAAUAUAGUGAUCACAUGGAGAACAUUGAUGGCUAUUUGAUGAAGUACACCAAUUUAGUAACAGGCUGGCAGUACAGGUUCUUUGUGUUGAAUAAUGAGGCAGGCUUGCUGGAAUACUUUGUCAAUGAGCAAUCACGACCCCAAAAGCCCCGUGGAAUGCUGCCUUUGGCUGGUGCUGUCAUAUCCCCCAGUGAUGAAGACUCUCACACCUUCACUGUUAAUGCCAUCAGCGGAGAGCAGUACAAGCUCAGGGCCACUGAUGCCAAAGAGAGGCAGCAUUGGGUGAGCAGACUACAGAUCUGCACACAGCAUCACACAGAAGCCAUGGGGAAGAGCAAUCCACCGCCCAAGUCCAGAAGCUACUCAAUGGCCUCUCAGGGCAGCGGCAGCUCGCCCAUGUCCGUGCGCCGGCCGAGCCAAAACCCCGGCUCCCUAUUCAACUGGUCCCAGAUCAACAAGAGCUCUGCACUUUACUCUAGCAAGCGGUCCCUGCUGCCUGAUCACUUGGUGGACGCCAGAGAGAUGAUGACUCAAGCGCAGGGCCAGCACCGAGAGUUGAUGCAGAGCAUCGAGGGGCUUCCUGCAGCCCCCGGCCUGUCACCUCUGGAUCAGGACCUGCUGAUGCUGAAGGCCACUUCCAUGGCCACCAUGAACUGCCUGAACGAGUGCCUGCACAUCCUGCACAUCCAGCAGGUGGCCCGACAGAGGAGUGCCCUGGGAGGGCCCACCAUCGAGUGGCUGGAGCCCAAACUGCCUGACAUACUGAAAAACGGUAGCAGUUCGCUGGGCAGCUUCACCACCCAGGAGGAGGCUCUUGAAGGGAACCGCCUGGAGCUCAGCAGCCCAGAGUCCUGCAACUUUUCAGGGGAGCAGGAAGACAUUGAGGCCGAGGAUGAGUUGGAGGACUCCUUCUCAGACAAAGAGGAGGAUCUGGGUGCAGUGGAGGAGGAACGCAGCGUCAUCCUACACCUGCUGUCACAGCUGAAGCUCGGCAUGGACCUCACGCGGGUUGUUCUUCCCACCUUCAUUCUGGAGAAACGCUCGCUGCUGGAAAUGUACGCCGAUUUUAUGUCCCACCCGGAUCUGUUUGUCACUAUCACUGACGGCACCAGCCCAGAGGACCGCAUGGUACGUUUCGUGGAGUACUACCUCACCUCUUUUCACGAGGGCCGCAAAGGCGCCAUCGCCAAAAAACCCUACAACCCCAUCAUUGGUGAGACCUUCCAUUGCUCCUGGAAGGUUCCCAAAAGAGCAGAUUCUUCCAAAGAGCCAUCACAGGAAGCUGCGGAGCCCACCGCCUCCCAGGACUGCUACCAAGUGCGCUUUGUAGCAGAGCAGGUGUCCCACCAUCCUCCUGUUUCAGGCUUUUAUGCAGAGUGUCAGGAGAGGAAAAUGUGUGUGAACACGCACGUGUGGACCAAGAGCAAGUUCAUGGGCAUGUCCAUCGGAGUGUCCAUGAUUGGGGAAGGUUGCCUGUCCCUGCUGGAGCACGAUGAGGAGUACACCUUCACGCUGCCCUGUGCGUACGCCCGCUCCAUCCUCACCGUUCCGUGGGUGGAGCUCGGCGGCAAAGUCAACAUCAACUGCAGCAAGACGGGCUACGCUGCCAUCAUCACCUUCCAGACCAAACCCUUUUAUGGAGGCAAACUACACAAAGUAACCGCAGAGGUGAAGCACAACCCCACCAAUGCCGUGGUUUGCCGGGUGCAAGGCGAGUGGAACGGUGCCCUGGAGUUUAGCUACACAAAUGGAGAGACUAGAGUCGUGGACGUCACCAAACUGCCCGUCACCAGAAAACAGGUCCGCCCCAUUGAGAAGCAAGGACCCACCGAGUCCAGACGCCUCUGGCAGCAUGUCACUGACGCACUGAGGCAGAAGGAAAUAGAGAAAGCUACAGAGCACAAGAGGGUCCUGGAGGAGAGGCAGCGCUCCGAGGAGAGGCACCGAGCCGAGACUGAAACUGCAUGGAGGACCAGAUACUUCAACAAGGAGGGCGACGGCUGGAUCUACCACAAACUGCUAUCAAAAAACUCCGCUUUCAAGUCCUAGUCUUUGUUUAAACUGGAUCGUGGAGGAUGGCGAUGCAGGGACGUGUGUCACGGUGGGGAGGAAACGUGAGCCUGAACUGCGCAGACGCACUGGGAAAUAUGUCGAUGAAGCCUCUGGGUACAAUCUUUUUGUACUGCUGAUUACAUUUUUAUAUAACUGUCUUGUACAGCUGCUCCAUUUACUCCCUCAGCCUUAACACGUUCAGAGGAAACUCACUUGGAUCUAUGUCUCUAAAGCCGAACAUUCAGACAGCAGAACAUGUGUUCAAGUCUGAAAUGGACGAACCAUCCAACUACUAACCUUGGAGCUGUUCUGGGCUUCAUUGAAUAACAUGAGCAAAAGAAUUAACCCGUAAAUAAUCAUGAGCAGGAUUCCUCAGUGUUAUUGUACAGGCCACUAACAUGUCGUCGUGUGUUCAACUUUGACCUGAAGACAAGGUCAUGUUCAACAAUCAAAAAACUGUACCAUGAUCUCAGUGCAAAACCUUCACUUCUGUCACGCUUGUGCCUCAGACUGCAUUUAGCCGAUUGCUGUUUGCGUGAACGCAGUGUUUAGAUUUGCUGUGAAAUGAAACAUAAUAAAUAUGUGAAUGGUUUUAAUCGUUCUCUCUUUUACUGAGGGAUUCCAACUCGAGCCUGCUGUCCUCUCACUGGAGGUGGGCUGAUGAGGCUUCAUGAAACAGUGUCAUAAUUUUCAGAGCCCACCAGAUGGCGCUGUUGGUUUAAAAAUGAUGGGAGGUGUCAUUAAAAUGGUUGUUUAAAUCCAAAGAUUUUAGAGCAGAGAGCGCCAUCUGGUGGCCUCUGAAAAUAAGGACACUGUUUCAUGAAGCCUCGCCAGCCCAUCACAACUUCUCACCUACGACGAUCAGCAACAGAACCACUAAAAUGAAGGAAUAGGAAUCACAUUUAUUUUGUUCCACUAUACACUUUACUGUAGUAUGAAAUCAUGUAUACUAUACAAGAUCACUAGUCAGAAGGUGUCAGAGAAGUUUCUAUUGGGAAAGAAUUACUACUCCAUUGCCAAGUGUAGUAAAAAUACAUUUGACAUGAACUUAAAUCCGAACCUUCUCCCUCUUAUUUGGACCAAUGUUUAUUGCUUUUCAUGAAAGUUGCGUCGCUAUAUUUGUUUUGUUUUGGCUGUUAUUUAUUUUCUUUGAACUGAAGAACACAAUAGCUGGUUGAAUUUAGUAUAAUAGCCAUUACAUAUUGUGUUGUAAUAGCACUUGAGUGACACUUUCUACAGACACCUACAGCCACUGAUCCAUACACACGUUACAUGUAUCGCACUGAUGUAAAAUAAUGGCUCCAUGGCAGGUGGAUCUGCUUUAUUUUGUAUGAAUAUUUGAUGUCCUAUUGACGCCCGCCUUACAUGCAUUUGCUGUCCACUGGGUGGCGCUAGAGUACAGUUGGAAUCUGCCUGCGAAUGCUGCAUGAGCAAGUGUUUUUCAGCAACAUGUAUUUGGUGAUCUACUGCGCUGUGAUGUCAUAGAUUAGCGGGCGACGUCCAACAAAUGCGUCUGGUUUCCCAGGUGUGUGAAGUGUGGAGCCAUGUUUACAGCCGAUUCUCAGCUUGGUUGUGGUCAACGCUUGAGACCUUUUCCGUCAGUGACUGCUUGUUUACAGCCUGAUCAUUUUAAAGCUGUCGACUUCACCCGUGGUUCUCAAUCCAAGUCACAAACAGAACUGAAUUAUCUGGAUCAGCUGCUGACACAGCCCUGCCAUCCUACGCUGCUCCCUCCAUGUUUUGGUGCCUUAUACUGUAUGUAUGUGUGUGUCACACCGACCUGUCCGUCUGUGGCGUGUUGGUAAGGAUUUUUUUUUUUUUCCACUGUAAAUUCACUGUUCUGAUUUCCAUGGGAAUCUUGCUGACACGAAAUGCACUGACAUUGUAGGGAGAAGUAUGUGAUCACCAUCAAAUAAAC
Synchiropus splendidus (mandarinfish) is the source of this 4363-nucleotide messenger RNA. RefSeq names its product oxysterol-binding protein-related protein 11-like. The record is from RefSeq and is a predicted model, not a curated record. The transcript is spliced from 13 exons. NCBI's taxonomy places the organism in Eukaryota, Metazoa, Chordata, Actinopteri, Syngnathiformes, Callionymidae. Gene Ontology annotation, molecular function: sterol binding. Bases 286 to 2442 code for a protein of 718 amino acids. Gene Ontology annotation, cellular component: intracellular membrane-bounded organelle; cytosol; membrane.